This is a messenger RNA of Clonostachys rhizophaga, 525 nucleotides long. The record is from the annotation of a GenBank genome assembly. NCBI's taxonomy places the organism in Eukaryota, Fungi, Ascomycota, Sordariomycetes, Hypocreales, Bionectriaceae.
AUGUCUCAGACACCCCCGGGCUACAAGUACUCUACCGACCAGGCCUUGACGGUCACCGUUGCUAAUGCCGCAGUGGCACCUGGUAGUUAUGUGCCUAUCCAGACACUAAGCGAGCCAGUUGCUUCCCCAGGCCUCGAUUUCUCCAACAUUUCCAGCACCUCGGCUCAUGUUGUUGUCAUGCUAGAUCUUGACCCUCCUCUGGCCGACGAGGACCGCAAAUACGCCCCGUUGCUGCACUGGCUAACCGCCAUCCCGUCAGGGGUCUCCAGCCUGGCCGCCAACGACACAACCACCGAGGCUAUUGCCCCAUAUGUGCCGCCCCAACCACCCGCGGGCUCAGCUCCCCAUCGAUACGUCACUCUCCUCCUCAAAGAUACCCGUGAUAAGUUCUCAGCUCCUGCCGGGUUCGAGGGGCCGUAUGAGGAUCUCUUUGCGCGUGUCAACUUUGAUUUGGAUGGGUUCAUCAAGGCUGGCGGAUUUGAGAUUGAAGCUGCCCACUGGUUUACAACAAAGCCGGCCGAGUGA